This is a messenger RNA of Xylaria bambusicola, 1384 nucleotides long. RefSeq lists its product as uncharacterized. The coding region runs from base 101 to 1051 and encodes 316 amino acids. Gene Ontology annotation, biological process: negative regulation of transcription by RNA polymerase II; positive regulation of transcription by RNA polymerase II. NCBI's taxonomy places the organism in Eukaryota, Fungi, Ascomycota, Sordariomycetes, Xylariales, Xylariaceae. Gene Ontology annotation, molecular function: DNA-binding transcription factor activity, RNA polymerase II-specific; RNA polymerase II cis-regulatory region sequence-specific DNA binding; zinc ion binding. The record is from RefSeq and is a predicted model, not a curated record. The transcript has 2 exons.
AUCAUAUCUAAUCGAUUUCCUAUCAAUCUAUCGUCAUCUACUGAUAGUCACCUAUCUCUCUUAUCCUAUCGCGCCGUCGCUGUCGCCGCCCGCUGUCAAGAUGAUGGCCUCACAUCCCACUGUUUCUGCCCCUCAUAACAAUGCUAACGGCGCAACGCAGCCAACGUGCCAGAACUGCAGUACCUCCACCACGCCGCUAUGGCGUCGCGACGAGAUGGGCUCCGUCCUGUGCAAUGCCUGCGGCUUGUUCCUCAAGUUGCAUGGCCGACCGCGGCCCAUAUCUUUGAAGACGGACGUUAUCAAGAGCCGCAAUCGUGUCAAGACCAUGCGACCGGAUAUGCAAAAGAAGAAGCAAAGCCUACCUGCUAGUCACAAUGGGAACAAUUUCCAAAGCCAUGAUGCUGCAAAUGCCGCAGCUACAGCCGCAGCCCUUGCGGCCGUUCGAGCAUCUCAGCAGAAAGCCGCCAAUGGCCAUGGUGCUACCGACUCGCCGGUUUCGCGUACUGCGACUCCCAACAUGUACGACCCGAAUCUGACUGCUUUCCAGACCAUGGACCAUUUCCAGCAGGACGGCCUCCCUUACCCUCUAACGGGCGCCUCUCCGGGUCGCGCUCCUUCUCCCGGUAAUGGAGAGCAACAACCCCUCGAUGCUCCUCAAACGCACGAACAGCUCAUUGCCGCCAACUCAAGCCUCAAGACACGUGUCAGCGAGCUAGAUCUCAUCAACGAAUUGUAUCGUGGACGGCUACAACAACUCGAGCAGGAUAACCAGACGGCGGACAACUAUCGGCAUUCUGCUGAGAUGGCUGCCAAGGAAGCUGCUACAGAGCGUGCGCAUCGUGAAGAGAUCCAGCGCCAGCUUGAUGAUAGCCAUAGAAGGGAGAACGGUCUCAAGCGUCGGCUGGACGAUCUCGAACAGGAGCUUCAAGACCUAAAAAAUCAGCUGAAGGAUCUUGAAAGUGAAGAACCUGUGCAUAAGCGACUAAAACUUGAUGAUGACAGCCAGCUUGAAGCACAGCAGCUUGCUGCCGCCCUACAGGCUGAAUCAUGAUGUCUAUGGAUUGCUUGCAUAUUCUACAACCAUGGCGCCUGUGGUCCUUUGUUUGGUCGACGGCUCAGCUUAAUCUCUUCUAUCUCUUUAGUAACGAGCGAAUAACCCUUGUACCAAUACCGAUAUUGCGAGUUUCUCAUGUUGCUUUGAUUUUCCUGCCGGUCGUGGACGCUUAGAUUUGGCGGACGUGAUGGAUACUCUUCACGACCAGGACUGGCUUUCAUGUUUUAAUAAUACAAGGAAGAAGGGGUGACGAGCGAGGGUUGCCUAUUAGUGCUGGACUAGACGCUCUGUGUGAGCGACUUGUAAGAGCACUCGAGGCAAUGCUAUUCU